CUGAGCCGAGCAGAGCAGAGCACCUAUUUGAUUGGGUUAGCUGUGUUUUAUGGAGAGCAGGCGCAGAGUUCGCUGGGCAUUGACGAGGCCAGAAGAUCACCUAUCGAACAAUCAGACACAGAGCCAGAAUCAGAGCCAGAACCAGCCCAAAUCCACGACAAUUAUCAAGUAUGAAAAAUCCUCGUGCCUGUUCUGCAACGAAUGGUUCGAUGCACAGACAUUCACAGAACAUCUAAUACACUGCGGUCAGGUGCUGGAGGAGUGCCCGAAUAGCUGUCAGGUGUUUAUACCGCGCAUUCGCAUGCGCUCACAUUUGAAGGAGUGUCCGCGAUCCAAGAAUCUGCACAACCAGCGGCUGAGUGUCAGCAUGGACCGGCUGGAUCAGCAGCAGUCCGAUCAUCGGCUGCAGGUGCUCGAGCAGGACAUCAGCACCAUACGAUCGGUGCUCAAUGAGGAGAUACGCCAGCGUUUGCAUCUGAUCACCGAUGUGGGCAAUAUACGCAAGCAGAAUCAAGUGGUCGAGGACUGGACCCGCGGCACGGACGACACCCUGGGCGGUCUGCGUCGCCAGCUGGAGGAGGAGGCCUCGCAGCGGGCCUAUGUCGCCGAGCAAAAUCAAAUUGAUUUCCAAUACUGCUGCAAUAUCACGCAGUCUUUGAAGGAGCAAGUCGAAAUCAAAUUGGAUGAGGCGCAGAAGCUGGUGAAUCAGCUGUCCAUCGAUGUGACCUUCCACCAGAACCAGCUGAACGACAACAUCCUCAAGCUCGAAGAGCUGAUCUUCGAAAACGAAAGACUGAACCGGGAUAAGUUCUUUCGCAUCGAGGAGUUCCUGCAGCAAAUCAAUGAGGACAUUAAAACCAAGCUGGGCACCAGCGACUAUGCCACCAACAAGCAGGCCACCCUGGACUACGAGGUCAAGAAUGUCAAGAAUAUCGUCUGCGAAACGGAGGAGCGCUGCGAUAAGCUGCAGAAUGUGGUACAGGAUCUGGAUCGAUCACUGCAUCAGACCAUGCAGAAUCUAUCCGAUAUGGAGAACCAAAUGGCCAUGCAACAGCGCCUCGCCAGCGUACAGAAUAUAAGGGGUCAUCUGAUAUUUCGCAUUAAGGAUUACUCCAAAAAGCUGGAUGAGGCCAAGCAGUAUGACACCAUUUUGCAUUCCGCCAUGUUCUCCAAUAAGGCAUUUGGCUAUGCUUUAAGGCUGGAUAUAUAUCUGAAUGGGAAGGGCACCUGGAAGGGUCGUAAUCUGAUUGCCUGCCUCAAUGUACUAUCCGGGGAAUACGAUCCAUUGCUGGCGUGGCCCUGUCGCCUGCAGGCCGAGGUUAUUAUCCGUGAUCAGUGCUCGAAUCUGUUGGAGGCCCAGGACUAUGUAAAGACAAUUUUUGUGCGCAAGAAGAGCGACGACUUCAUCCAGACCAAUCAGUACUUUCACAUACCCCACAAGGUCAUCACCAGUCGCAAUUAUUUGCGCAAUGAUUCCAUGUUCAUCGAGGUUCGCGUCAUGAAAUAAAAUAUUCUUUUUCGUUGUGGCACUCGUAGAGAAACGUCAAC
Drosophila obscura is the source of this 1548-nucleotide messenger RNA. It is a transcript of the gene Traf-like, whose product is annotated as TNF receptor-associated factor 3. The coding region runs from base 50 to 1507 and encodes 485 amino acids. Gene Ontology annotation, biological process: regulation of canonical NF-kappaB signal transduction; tumor necrosis factor-mediated signaling pathway; positive regulation of JNK cascade. Gene Ontology annotation, cellular component: cytoplasmic side of plasma membrane; plasma membrane signaling receptor complex. Lineage: Eukaryota; Metazoa; Arthropoda; Insecta; Diptera; Drosophilidae. Gene Ontology annotation, molecular function: ubiquitin protein ligase binding; tumor necrosis factor receptor binding. The record is from RefSeq and is a predicted model, not a curated record. The transcript has 7 exons.